UGUUUGGGAUUGUUGUGAUAAAACGACGGAGCCAUCUUGGUUUAGUAGAGUUUCGGGGCACAUUUAGGAGAAGGGCGAACGACCGUAAGCCUCGCGCUCCUCUAGCUGGCCGGCGCGGCGGUCAUCCACGUCGCUGUCCGCUAAACAGUCUUAUCUGGUUGCGCGCUGACGCCGCUUUCGGUUGGGAAGAAUGCGCAGGAGUUUUAUUUGGCUGGUGUAGCUUAGAAACGUGGGACACGCAGCCCCGUGCAAAUCUCGGCGUGUGUUUGCGUGUGUGUGCGUGUGUGUUUCUUUUUUCAUUUCCGAGUGGAGGAGUUAGUAUGAAUGGAGGAUAAAUGUUGCCAAAGGCUGACAGCAGCAGUUUCGUCCUCUUCUCUCUUCUCUUUGUCCUUACCUUAACGGACCCGCCGCGAACAGGUCCGCGGCUAGCUCUGGCAAGAUUAUUGUCAGAGCAACGCUGCCCUGGGCAGUUUGCCUGCCGCAGUGGGAAAAUGCAGUGUAUUCCAAUGACCUGGCUGUGUGAUGGCUGGACGGCAUGUGAUGACAAGAGUGAUGAGAUGGACUGCCCCUCUGUGAAGGAGGAGAGGUUCCGGCUUGGCACUGACUUUGACCCAGUAGAAGAUGUUAUCGGUGUGGCCCAGCCUGUGCGCUUUAACAAGAAGUGCCCCAGUGGAUGGCAUCACUAUGAGAAAACAGCCAGCUGCUACAAAGUUUACCUAAGGAGUGAGAACUACUGGCAGGCUGUUGAUACCUGUCAGAAGGUCAAUGGCUCGCUGGCAACUUUUGUCACCAAUGAGGAGCUGCAGUUCAUACUGAAGAUAGAGAUCGAAUUUGAUGAGAAAGUCUGUGAGAGAAGGGACCAGUGCAAGUUUUGGGUGGGCUACCAGUAUGUAAUCACCAAUCAGAACCACUCCCUAAAGGGACAAUGGGAGGUGGCAUAUAAAGGGUCCAUGAAGGUUUUCCUGCCGCCAGAGGGCCUAACUAAAUUUGAGGAGGCAUCUCCCACCCAGGAAAAUGUCCUCUGUGCCCAGCUGCAGCGUUUUCAGUUCAAAAGCAUGAACGAGCGUGGUCUGCACAGCUGGCAUGCUGAGAACUGCUACAAGAAGUUUCCCUUUCUUUGCAAGAGGAGGCAAACAUGUGUGGACAUAAAAGACAAUGUUGUAAAUGAGGGUUACUACUUCACCCCCAAAGGUGAUGAUCCUUGUCUGAGCUGCACAUGUCAUGAUGGUGAGCCAGAGAUGUGUGUGGCUGCACUGUGUGAGCGGCCGCAGGGCUGCCAGCAUUUCCGUAAGGACCCCAAAGAGUGCUGCAAAUUCACUUGCCUAGAUCCAGAUGGAAACAGUCUGUUUGACUCCAUGGCCAGCGGGAUGAGAUUAAUCGUGAGCUGCAUCUCCUCCUUCCUCAUCCUCUCUUUGCUGCUCUUUAUGGUGCACAGGCUCCGCCAGCGACGACGUGAACGCAUUGAAACCCUUAUUGGAGGAAACUUACAUCACUUUAACCUUGGAAGACGAGUCCCAGGCUUCGACUAUGGCCCUGAUGCUUUUGGCACUGGCCUUACUCCGCUGCACCUGUCUGACGAUGGAGAGGGAGGGGCUUUUCAUUUUCAAGAGCCUCCUCCACCAUAUGCAGCCUAUAAAUACCCUGACAUCCAACACCCCGACGACCCACCUCCUCCGUAUGAGGCCUCCAUUGACCCUGACAGCCUUCUCUAUGUGGACCUGGCACGGAGCGGGGUUCCCAUGGUGCCAAGUCAGAUGAACACAAUGGUGGACAGGCUCCAGGCAGACGUCCCAAAUGCCUCUGCUCCUGUGGGAGAUUCGGUGCCGUCAUCUCAGGAGAGGGAGGAUUCAAUUGAUAGCAGCACACUCCUGGUGGGGCCCGACACCCCCACAGACACCCAUGCCCCCGAGUCCAUGCCUGCAGACUGCAGCAGCAGCUCCUCUCUUAGCACAGUGGUAUAGGACUGCAGAUGAAUCAAAAGGAGCCGCGUCUGGACAUACUUGGAGGUUAAGGGUCACGAGUGCAGACUGUUUCAUCCAUUGCUCUGUGGAAGGAUGCAACAGCCUGGUCUAAGUAACAUUUAGGAAAGUGGUUUACUGCAAAGAUGAGGAUUUGACCGUUUGUACAGAUCAUAUCACAGCUUUCUCUCUGAGGUAGAACAGAUAAACGAGGGUGCCAGUCCGACGUCGCUUCCCUUCUUCUCUACCGGGGGCACACCCAAAUCUCCCGUUCACGUCGGAGAGAGAGAAGUGAGAGAAACUUCUUCUUUUUUUCUUUUUUUUUUCCUUUUGCCAACUGGUAGGAGACCAGCAUGUGAGGGAGCGUAAAGGACGGUUUCUGUGCAGAGACAAAUAACACUAAAAAAAGCCGGCGUGGCUGUGGUUUGGCUUUUAGUUUCCACUGGACGAGGCUUUCAAUUUGUCUGAGAUUCAGCCUCACGUCAGCAGACCCUGAUGUAAAUACCCCUUUCAGGUUUAUGCCUGUGGAAUUUGUUGUAUCUUUUUUUUGUCAUAAUCCGACACGACUUAAGUGAUGAAGGAGGAACAGUCAGGCACGUCAGUGUUCCUUGUGUAUUUUGUUUGCAUCAUACCAUUAUUGCAAUAUUGUACCUUAGGUUUCCAGAAUUGAGAUGUUGUGAUGAUUAGCCUGCCUGUUGCAGUGUGUCCCGGAUCUUUUAUCUUCACUCACUGAAUAAAAUUAAUUUCCCCCUUCACUUUCUCAUCAGACCGACUCAUCCGGCUGUCUUCCAGGUUUAUAGUAAAACUUUGCAGUACAUAUAUACAUGUUUUUGCAGUUCUGAGGGAUGCAGCGGGAGGUCUGUUAACCUUGUAGACGUAAGGGAUCGUUGCCAUUAAAUUGCAGCCUGUUUGUCUACCGUGUUUCUUUUUUCUUGGGUAAUGCCAUACCGUAGCGUCAUGCAUCCAGAAUGCUGAUGAACUAUAUAUGUAGAAAAAGAAACAAACCGGACAUUUAUGUAGAAAUUCCUAGUUUAGCUAAGUAUUGUGCUGUUAAGCCAAUAUUUCAUGACGGGCUGUAAUCAUGACUUUAUAAUGGGUAUGAACAUCGUGUAUCAAUUUCAUACUGAUCAGCAAGUGAAAGCAAUGAAGCUUUUCAAAUGUAUGUUUUAGUAAAGGAAUUUAAUUGCUGUCAUGAAAUCUGACGUUACCGUGUUAUUUCAGUAAAAUCCUUCUUUGAUUAAUACUUUCAUCUUGGGCUGUUUCCAACUCUUUGCUAGACAUAUUUGAGUGUUUGCUAACCAAAUCAUGUUAAAUGAUUCAAAAUUCAAUUCUGUGCAUUGUCGCCCAUUGAUUACCUUGUACUUAUUGGUCGGUUUGCCUUUACUCUUAUUGUUAAACCUGUUUCACAGCUGAAAGUGAAAACGAGGAAAGGAAAUUUCUCAGUUGUCAUAUUUGUAUGCAGCCCCUUAAUCAAUAAUGUGUUUUGUUUUUUUGUUGUUUUUUUUUUUUGUGGGUAUGAUUCUUUAUACGGUACAUCGGUCAAUUUAAUUUAGGUUAUCUACUUGGUGAAGACAUUAUAAUUAUACUGGAUUAUAUACCUGAUGAGCUAUAUACACUCGCUGUUUUGUUUUUUAUUGGUUUCCUGUCUAGUCUGACAAAGUGUCAUGUGAACAACUGGAAACAAAACUAAACUCUCGCUCUGUGUGUACAUAUAUAUAUAUACACACAUACACACACCAAUUACGACAAUCAGUUGAUAAAUAUAUUUAAACAUAUAUCAGCUGAUUGUCAUCAAUUGGUUCCAUGUAUAUAUUGAACCAAUUAUGACAAUCAGUUGAUAAAUAUAUAUUAAAAUAUAUAUAUUUAUUUAAAUAUAUUUAUAAACUUAUUGUCAUAAUUGGUUCUAUAUAUAUAUGCAACCAAUUAUGACAAUCAGUUGAUAUAUAUGUAUGUAUGUAUGUACAUAUAUAUAUAUAUGUGUGUGUGUGUAUGUAUAUAUAUAUAUAUAUAUCAACUGAUUGUCAUAAAUGGUUAUAUAUAUGGAACCAGUUAUGACAAUCAGUUGAUCCACUCAGCAGGAGAAAUGAGGACUGAGAGUGAGUUCAAGCACGGCAGUUAUUUUUGUUCACCUGUGGAGAUUUAACAGCAAAAAAAGUUGGAGCGGUUAUUUUGCCUGGCCUGGGAAAGCAAAGCACAACCAGGGUGGUCGUUGUCUAGCUAAACGUAUACCGGCCCUUCAGCCCAGACCCAGACCCACUGGAGGCAGGGCUUAGAUCACCUCGAUGGAAACCUGGAGUAUAUCACCACCAGCAUAGAUGUGGUUUAUGAUCUGCCUUGAGGAGAGCACCUCUGUGUGUAUUUGUGUAAGAAAGUGUGUGUGUGUGUCUGUGUGUGCGUGCAUGACUGAAUCAAAUGGUUGAAUGAAUGUGCCAUUGCAUCCUUUUUAUUUUUGUGUGUUGGUCGUUGGAUUUAUUUUAGUUUUAUUGGCGUAGACAAUCCACGGUGGAUUAUCUAAGGUUCUGCAAGGAAGACGUGUUCCUGAGUUGUGUUGAAGUAAUGUGUGCAUGUGUAUAUAGGCAAUGGUGUAUUAGUUUGGACUGAUUGUCUUUUUCUUUUUUGACAGAGGGCUUUUUUCUUCUUUCAACAUGGUUUUGGACCUAUGGUGCAUGUUUUUAUUUUUGGGCAUGCUGAGAUUUUUAGACAAAACUGUUAUUUGUUUGUUUGUUUUUUCUGGUUUAUUUUCUCUAGUUUCAGGCAUAGCUCUCAGAUACUGAUCUUAUAUUUCAAUAUUUCAAUUUGCAUUAAAAACCCCGGCUACACCCCCAAACAGCUGCAUUUACACUCGUUUUUUUGUGUGAUUAGACUACGGUGGCGUGACAACUACUUGUAUUGGCUAUGAAAAUGUUUUAUGUGUAUUUCAACAAAUGAUGCGUUUCUCUGUCUUUUAUUUCAUAACUUAAAAUUGUAAAAUGCUUCAUUUGCUGGGGGCUUGUGUUUUGUUUUUGUUUUUUCUGAGGUAGAUGUUCAUCUAAUCAAAUGCCAAAUAAAUUGCACCAUGAAGGACAA
Molecule: messenger RNA, 5024 nt
Organism: Lampris incognitus (smalleye Pacific opah)
Lineage: Eukaryota; Metazoa; Chordata; Actinopteri; Lampriformes; Lampridae
Gene: dgcr2
Product: DiGeorge syndrome critical region gene 2
Exons: 11
Coding region: 336-1961 (541 amino acids)
Cellular component (GO): membrane
Molecular function (GO): protein binding
Source: RefSeq, a predicted model, not a curated record